Messenger RNA from Daktulosphaira vitifoliae (grape phylloxera), 1716 nucleotides. RefSeq lists its product as uncharacterized. NCBI's taxonomy places the organism in Eukaryota, Metazoa, Arthropoda, Insecta, Hemiptera, Phylloxeridae. The record is from RefSeq and is a predicted model, not a curated record. The transcript is spliced from 7 exons. Gene Ontology annotation, biological process: sensory perception of smell; detection of chemical stimulus involved in sensory perception of smell. Gene Ontology annotation, molecular function: odorant binding; olfactory receptor activity. The coding region runs from base 1028 to 1645 and encodes 205 amino acids. Gene Ontology annotation, cellular component: plasma membrane.
AAUGUCCAAAACCCGUAGUAUAACAAUAAAUUCGGAUCGAACUCGUCCACAAACUUAUUACUCUACGAUCCUAUACAAAAUAUAUAUUAUCCUACAAAUUCUAACGAUGGGGACGCUAAGCAAAUAAUUUACGAAACUGAUCGAAGCACCGCCAGAAAUUACAAAAAGCACUAUAGUCAAAACAAGGAGACUAGGCAGAGUUUUGACACUCCUACACCGCCUAGUCAAUCACCAUCCAUUAAUUCCUCUAAAAACUCAUACAACAUCAAACAAAAUGAUAGUAUAUAUACAAUAUUAUUAGUAUUAUUAUUAUUUUUUUUUACAUUCACGCAUAAGGUUAAUUUUACACUGUCGGCUUAUACCUUGAUAAUUUUUAAAUGCAAUUAAACAUUGUCCAUCUUACACAAACCACGUGAACAAAAGGUUGUCAUACUUUGGUGCCCCGAAGCUUAUCAAGAAGCCGACGACAGGGCAGAGCUUCUCACAAGAACCGCUUGGUAGCCGACUAUUGAAAGCAACACUGAAGGAAGCUCUUCCAAGGCUCAAGAGACUGCGAAUCCAGGAGUGUGGUCAUCGAAAACAAAAAGUGGUUUUGUGCUGUGAUGACACUGUACCUUCUUGAUCAACCAAUAACUUUACCUUUAUUUUCAGGAUUUAUAUACGUUUAUCACCAAUUCCCUAUUCAUUGUAUUGUUUUUCUUUUAGAAGAUUCAGAGACGAAUCUUACCGGGCGAGGGUGAUCUGUAAACAGAUUAUUCGUCCAUCACCAGCAUUACCAUUUCAAUACCACACUAGUGCCUGAUCAGCAUAAACGUCCCUACGACCUACUACGGCGUGUUUAGGUUGGAUCCUUAGUCCAUUACUAAUAAAAGAAUAUCCUCUAAAAAGAAGUGACGGCAGUCUGGUUAUUUAUCAUAAUAACAUCCUAAAUUCAUUCUUAAGUUUUAUACCAAUUUCGGUUUAUGAGCGAAUUUAUCCAAUUGUAUAUCUAUUAGAAGCUUUCGAAUUAGCACAUAUUUGUUUUGAAAUGUUUUUCUACUAUACAAUAGUUAUACAAUUUUGUUGGAUGUUAUCAGCUCAAUUGAAAAUAAUUACGUUUAAAUUCGAAUCAUUUGGAUACAAAUAUGUUGAAUUAGAACAGAAAAACGACUCUUACUACAUGAAAAAUUUAAAUCAAAUAUUUUUGGAUCAGACAAAGAUAAACGUUUCAAUUAAGAAAUUUCAUGAAAUCAUGAAACCGAUGACGUGGUUUACUUUUGUAUAUUGUUUAAAUCUUUUAAAUGCUCUCACAUAUGUGUGUAUAUUGAUUUACUUUAAAAAUGACGGUGUAUUAUCUGUUACUUUUGUGAAAAUAUUAUUAGCAACAUCAGUGGUCAUUAUCGAUUUGUUUGUUAUAAGCUAUUUUUAUGGUUAUCUUGAAAAUCAAAUGAAAGUAGUACAGUUUGCUAUGUAUAAUAUUGAUUGGACCAAGAAAAGUAUAAAUUUCAAAAAAAAUCUUUUGUUGGCUAUGAGUUUAAAUAACACUAACAGAUUAAAAAUGAACAUUACUCCACAAAAAUCGUUGAAUCUAGAAGUAUUUGGAUCAGCAAUGCGUGUAUCAUAUUCAAUAAUUUCACUUUUGGCAGAAAAAACAAUUUCAAGAUAAGAGUUUAUUUUGAAUCUUUUGUGUUUUAUUAUAUAUUAAGUUUACUUUGUGUUAAAUUUUACAAUUUUAUU